Molecule: messenger RNA, 1743 nt
Organism: Paramecium octaurelia
Lineage: Eukaryota; Ciliophora; Oligohymenophorea; Peniculida; Parameciidae
Source: the annotation of a GenBank genome assembly
AUGUAAAUGGUUAUUAAUAGGAUGGAAUAUACAAAUGUCUAAUUAAUUUAAAACAGUCAAGAAGGAACUCUAUAUUUGGCUAGAUAGAAAAAUCAAGAAGUUAUUAUAAAACACCUCUCUCUAAACGAAAAAGAAAUAAAUAUUUUGGAAUAAUUGAUGUCAAACCCCCCAAGCAAUUUUGUAAAAAUAUUAGAUUGUGAUAAAAAAUCAUACAUUGUUAUGGAAAAGGGCGAUGGCACUUUAACGUAGUAUUUAGAUCGCUAAUAAUAUAAAUAAUUAAGUAUUCUGUAGAAAAUUAAAUUAUUUGAAUAAAUUGCAAAUGGAAUUUCAGAACUUCAUUCUAAAUCUAUAAUUCAUAGAGAUUUAAAACCUGAUAACAUAAUAUUUUUAUAACAAAAGGACUAAACAAUUUUAAAGCUUAUUGAUACAGGUUAGAUGGAUUAAUUAAUUAAUAAGGUUUUAUUUUUAUAAGAUUUUGUUGGAACUGAAAAUUACAGAGCUCCAGAAUUAUACGAAGAAAAAAUUCAAUACAAUACUAAAGUAGAUAUUUGGGCUCUUGGUCUCAUAUUUUAUGAGAUGAUUACAGGCUAAAGUUUAAUUUAAAAAAAGAAACAAAUUAAAGAUUCAUAAUACAUUAAAUCAAAAAUUGAAUCAAUUAAUAUUUUUAAAGAAAGUAUUCAAGGAUUGCUUUUUAACAUGCUGGAGUAAUCUCAAUUUAAGAGAUGGUCAGUUCAAUAAAUUCUUAAGGAAUUACACAGGAUUAUUGAAAUUAUGGAAUUGAAAGAAGAAUUACAAUAAUCUAGAGAAAAGAAUGAGAUUCUUGAAAGUUAAUGCCUGUCUUAAUCAAAGACUAAUCUAUCUUUGAAAAAUUAAGUAACAAGUUCAACUAAGGAAGUGGAGUCUCUAGAUUAAAAAUUACGAGAAUCAAUUAAGAAAUCUAAUAGUCAGGCUGAGACAAUAAAAAAGUAAGAAAAAUAAAUUUAAACUGCUUAGGAAAUUAAUGCUAAUUUACAGCUUAAAAUUAAUUUAUUAGAAAAGUAACAUGCAUAAUUAAAAUUUGAAUCGGAAAAAUAUAAAUCUGAUAUAUAACUACUAGAAGAAAAAGUGAUGAAUUAACAAUAAAAUAUAGAUAAAUUGAAUAUGGAAAACCAGUAAAAAAAGAUUGAGUAAUCAGUUCAAAUAAAUCGAAUCUCUAUUAAACAUAAAAAAUUUGUUUUGUUUGGAUUUCCAGGAGCUGGUAAGACGUGGAUUUAUAAUAAAGUAAAAGGAUAAAACUAAGGAUAUUAAAAUAAAAGUACUACAUGCUUUUUUGAAUAUUUUAUUAAUGAUUAUAAAGUUACAAUAGUUGAUUCACCUGUUUUUUUACAUAAAUCAAGCUAUGAUGAAGCGGAAGAAACUUAUAAAAAUUAUGAUUCUUAUUUUUAAGAAAAUUCAAUUGAUGGCAUUGUCUUGGUUGUUUAAUAUGAAAGAAUUGAUUUGAUGAAACGAUAAUUAAAUGACUGUAUGAGAAUAUUCAAAAAAAUUUCAGCUGUAAUUGUCACUAUGUUCAAUGAUACAGAGGUUAUAUCAUAGAACGAAGAAGAAUAGGUUAGGAAUAAAUUUCAAUUUCAUAAUGUGGAUAUCCAUUUUACAAAUUAGAAGGCUAGCUAAACGGAUUUAUUAGAUAUUUUUUUUUAAAUAAAUUCUAACCAUACAUAACCAUAAAUAGAUUAUCAGAACAUUUUUAAAAUAUAUAUCGAAUGA